Geodia barretti is the source of this 1173-nucleotide messenger RNA. The record is from the annotation of a GenBank genome assembly. Lineage: Eukaryota; Metazoa; Porifera; Demospongiae; Tetractinellida; Geodiidae.
AUGAAACUCACCAUUUCUAUACUGAAGGCCGACGUUGGCUCGAUUGGCGGACAUACCAAACCCUCUAAGAGGAUGAUUGACGCCACUGAACAGGCAGUGGCCGACGCCAUCAGCAGCGGCCUGUUGAUUGACGGUUACGUCGGUCAUACCGGCGACGAUAUCUGCAUGACCACCACCCACACCCGCGGCCCCAACGACACCGACGUACACCAGUUUGCGUGGUCUACCUUCCUCAAGGCUACCGACAUCGCCUCGCAGUACGGCCUUUACGGCGCGGGGCAGGACCUGCUCGCAGAUGCUCCCUCGGGUAAUAUUCGCGGUGCCGGCCCGGCGGUGGCCGAGGUCGAGUUCGACCACGAUCCGAUCAAGACCAACCCGGUCCGCCCGGCAGAAUCCUUCUUUGUACUUGCCGCGGACAAGUGCGGCCCGGGCGCGUACAACCUGCCCAUGUUCCUUGGUUUCGCUGACCCAAUGUAUUGUGGCGGCCUGAUGUUGCCCCGCCUGGACCAGGGCUUUACUUUCAAUGUUAUUGACAUGGACAACACCGACGGCGACAGCAUUAUUUCCCUUAACGCCCCGGAAGAUUACUACAAGUUGGCCGUUCUGCUCCGCGACAACGAGCGGUUUGGAAUCGACUCUAUCGUAUCCCGUUACUCCGGCGAGAUGGCCGCGGCCAUUUCUGCCACCCGGCUGCACAAUAUCGCUGGCAGCUACACCGGCAAGGACGAUCCGGUAGCAGUUGUGAGGAACCAGGGAAUCUUCCCGGCGCCGGAGGAGCUGACUUCUCCCUACGCAAAGGCCCACUUCAUUGGCGGUGAUGCCCGCGGGUCCCACGUAAUGCCGCUGAUGCCGGUGCCGAUUAACACCGCUGUGACUGGUAUGUACUGUUUACCGCUGGUAUCCUGCGUUGGCUUCUCCAUUGCAGCAGACGGUACCUUCUCUGAUUCCAGCAUCGACUUCUUCGACAAUCAGUCAUGGGAUCAUGUGCGCUUGCUGGCCCAGCAAAAGGCCAUUGAGAUGCGCUCCCAGGGUUGGUCCGGCGCGGCCAUGUUGCCCUACGGAGAGCUCGAAUACUCCGGUUUCCGCCAGAGCAUUGGUGACCUGGUGGACCGGUUUGCCUUCCGCAACGGGCACGGCGCUGAGGUACCGGAAAAGGCAACCGCCGACGACUAG